Messenger RNA from Spirodela intermedia, 1069 nucleotides. NCBI's taxonomy places the organism in Eukaryota, Viridiplantae, Streptophyta, Magnoliopsida, Alismatales, Araceae. The record is from the annotation of a GenBank genome assembly.
AUGUUGAAAGUUGCCAGCAUUAUACUUGUGCCAUCCGCAGGUCGUUGGACCACCCCAAAAUGGAGGAGGAAGAAGACGAGGGAUAGGCGAAUGAUUGAGCGUAUGUGGUGGUGGUGCAGUUGCAGUUGCAGAGGUGGUAGAGAGAGAGAGAGAGUGAGAGAGAGGGAGAGGAGGGAGGGCUGUGGAGCUCUCAGAGGGGAGGAGUUCAUUGAACAGAAGGGCCAAGGCUUCCGCCCUGCCCGUGGGUUUUGUCCUUGUCGGGGUAGGAGUGGUGGUGGUGCCUGCAAGCUCCACCGAGCAAGAGCUGGGGGGGUAUCCAGUGAGGCACAGAACGGAUCGUCUUAGAUAUGCCCGUCGAUGCAGGAGAUACAGGGCAUGCCCCUUAGCCGCUCGACGAAAUGCCAUCAUCACUCCCAACAGUGGCGGCUAGCUAGCCCCCUCAGUUGUUUCGGCGGGGUUGACGAGUGGCGCCAUUGAUUCCGAGCACCGGGGGAGGGGGGACGGAUUCCCAGGUGUCAGACUCGCCAUUGUCGAGCACUCUCUUCUUGUCUCUUGCAGGGGACCAUUGUUCUCGUGGGUUUUAGCGAUCCUUGCGCCUUUUGCUCUCCCUAGAUCCGUGCGGAUCGCCAAAGGGGAGGGACCGCCGGCCGCUGCCUUUACAUCUUGUCCCCUCUCCUCUCACCCUUCUGGCCAGUUUGCUUAAUACCACCUCGUGAAGGCAUCUCUUCGAUGAGGAGGACAACUCAUGAGAGGCCAGUAUUCGUCUAGCCCAACUCGUGGCUCACCUAUUCUGGGACGGACGCCGGCGUGGGACCCUCUCUCCACCAUCACCGCCAUUCCGCCGCCGUUUAUCUGCCUUUUCCUUGCAUACAGAGGGAGACAAGACCCACCGGACGAAGCAACCUCAGUGCCCACCUCCGUGCACCGCCGUGCCGCCGCCUGCGCCGGUGCCGUUGUCUCCGCGCAGGAUGACACGGUGAAGAACGCUGACUUGGCGGCAGCGGUGGGAUUCCGGCAAGGUCAACCUCUUGAAGAUCGGCGAAGCCCGGCGGUGAACCCGCCACCAUAA